Molecule: messenger RNA, 3417 nt
Organism: Crotalus tigris (Tiger rattlesnake)
Lineage: Eukaryota; Metazoa; Chordata; Lepidosauria; Squamata; Viperidae
Product: rhomboid-related protein 3
Exons: 6
Coding region: 128-1048 (306 amino acids)
Cellular component (GO): membrane
Molecular function (GO): serine-type endopeptidase activity
Source: RefSeq, a predicted model, not a curated record
CAUUAUGGCCAAGCAUUGAACUUAUCCCUGAUAAGAAAUCUGAACCCUCUCAGCCUGAGCAGCUUAUAGUUUGAUUAGAGCAUUUUAUUUUAUUUUUUUCUUUCCUUCUUCUUAACUGUAUCUUCAGAUGAGUAACAAGAGAUCCAACAGCUUCCGCCAAGCCAUUUUGCAAGGGAACAGGAGGCUAUGCAGCAAGGCCCUCCUGGAGGAGACGGGACUCAGCCUUUCUCAGCGGUUGAUUCGGCACGUGGCGUAUGAGACGUUACCCCGCGAGAUAGACCGGAAAUGGUACUAUGACAGCUACACCUGCUGUCCUCCACCUUGGUUCAUGAUUGCCAUCACAAUUGUAGAGGUUGCCUUCUUCCUUUACAAUGGAGUGGUCCUGGAUAGGUUUGUGCUGCAAGUCACCCAUCCCUUCUAUCUGAAGAAUUCAUUAUUAUAUCAUCCUCAACUCCGUGCCCAAGCCUGGAGGUACCUCACCUACAUCUUCAUGCAUGCAGGGAUAGAACACCUUGGACUCAAUGUUGUCCUUCAGCUUCUCGUUGGAGUUCCCCUUGAAAUGGUUCAUGGUGCGACCAGGAUCGGAUUUGUCUAUUUUGCUGGAGUGGUAGCAGGUUCCUUGGCAGUGUCCAUCGCUGAUAUGACUGCACCGGUUGUGGGUUCAUCUGGAGGGGUGUAUGCUCUUAUUUCUGCUCAUUUGGCCAAUAUAGUGAUGAACUGGUCUGGAAUGAAGUGUCAAUUCAAGCUGCUGCGCAUGGCCGUUGCCUUGAUCUGCAUGAGCUUUGAAUUUGGAAGAGCUGUAUGGCUGAGAUUCUACCCAUCUGCUUAUCCUCCAUGUCCUCAUCCCAGUUUUGUUGCCCACCUAGGUGGGGUGGGUGUUGGAAUCACGCUUGGUGUGGUUAUUCUAAGGAAUUACGAGCAGAGACUCCAAGAUCAAUCAGUGUGGUGGAUCUUCGUUUCCAUGUAUGUGGUGUUUGUUCUCUUUGCCAUCUUCUGGAACAUUUUUGCCUACAGCCUGUUGGAUCUCAAACUACCUCCACUUCCUUAAGAGCUCGGGCUAAACGACAAAGAAAUGACUUCCCAUCUUCCAGCUUCAUGGACAAAAAAAAAAAAAUUGAAACCAUAGGAUUUAUUUUUUUAAUGAAUGUGACAGGAGAGGAAUGUAUCCAAGUUCAGGAGUGACAUGCGCUGAGGGAGAACUAUGCGUGCUUGAUGGGAAAUGAAUCCACGGAUCCUUGCUUGGAAGAUGUUUGGGCGUGGAGAUUUACAGGUACCAUGAUCUUUAUGAGCCACACCUUGUGCCCUUUGCUCAUAUAACCAGUUUGGUGCUGUAUUCUAAAGGAAGAUUCAGUCCCCUGGAUGCUUAGCCCAAUACAUAUGGGUGAAAUGUUCGUGCACGCUGUGAAGGCUCAUUUGGAUGGUUUUAUCUUUUCCAGCAUUCACAGUUAGAAACUUUCAGAAGAGCUUUCCUUAGCUGAUGUCCUCCAGAUGUGUUGUGCUAUCAACCCAUCACUUUGGUUCAAGAUGAUGGGAGCUGUAAUCUAUUACAUUUGAUUACACCAGACAAUCUUCCGUCCAUUUGGAAAAUAUAUUCCUUUCUUUAGUGAAUGGGUUGUAAGUUAUGCGGAGCAAAAGAAAGGCUUGGAGACCAUCUAUGACAUGCCAGCCUGGUACCCACUUUGUAGCCCUAUAGCAGCCCAAAGUCUCUUAAGUCCAAAUAUUUUAGCCUUUCCAUCAUUUGUUGAGUUUUCUGGGGAAUUAAGAGGGAAAAAUAAAUGGAGGAUUCUGAUUUUAGAAUCACCCACGGCCACUUGCAGAAGCUGGUUUUCAGCUAAAGAAUCAACCAAAUCACACUGAAAUAUUUGAAGGUGCUUUAGUCUGCUUAUAAAAUUCAGCUGCAUAUUUAAUUCUUUUUUUAUUCUUUGUGGCUGGGUUUUUAGUCAUCAUAUAUUUCUUGAAGCUGUUGAAUCUUACAAUAACUAUAUUAUUUCCUUUGGGGCUUUGGUCCUUCUGUUCAUUUUAAAGCAGGAUCUGCUCCUUGGAGAAGGAUAGUUAGAGUUUAAAAGAGUUCUUCCAGAAUUUUGCAACCCAUUAAACAACCUAGAUGUUCUUGAUGUUUAGCUGCUUUUACGAGCUCUCCUGCAGUCUUCUGUAUUUUUCAAGAUCUUGAUCUACCAAUUUUGGAAGAAGUAGAUGUGCUCCCUGAACAAAAUAUUCUAGAAAUUUUGGUUUGGAAAGUACAGAUUUGUUCUUUUGCCUCUUGUGAAUGCAGUCAGCAAAAUUGUAAUGAUGCUUUGUUAAUUUUUCACAUGCAUUUCACUGAAGCCAUUCUCCAUCUGACAGUCUCUAAAUAUGUUGGGACUCAGCAGGACCAAAGGAAUUCUCGGAACUGAAGUCUGGAUUUGGUAUAUUUAAUCUACACACAACUGAAAAUACUGGCACUGUAGAGGUGGUUUAAAAAAGUCAAUAUGGAGGGCCCAGCUGCAUGACCGAAGCCCUGCCUCCUUUUUACAUGCAGCAAUGAACAUUAAAAACAGGCAGAGUUUCUGUUGAGUUGUCACACCUACUGUACCUUAUUGACAUUUUACCCUUGCCUUGUCAAGAUCUCUGGAAAAAGUUGAAGGGAUCUGGUUUAUUCAGGGCUACCAAACUUAGGCUGAGAAAUCCAGAUGACUAGAUGGCAGCAAUGAGAUCCAGAGAACUUUUAACUACUUGCUAUUGUUUAGGGGUCACCUGCUCACCUGGAAUUCUGAGAAUUGUGGUCUCAUCAUAGUUGAGGACAUGAGACUGGGGAGAAUUGCUUCAACAGAUCAGGGAUGUGUUUAACAGUAGUGCCUCAACAGGUAUGCAAGCCUGAGUGAAUUAUUUAUGCAAUCUCAUGGGAUGCACCCCUUGCGACAGGGGGAGGUUUCAUGUGGAAAGAAACCCUGUGGAUUUAAAAUAAUCACAUCUACAUAGCUGCCAGGAAGCAAAUAAUAGUAGAACUGGAAGGACAUUUGUUUGUUUGUCUAGCCUAGAGAAAAAUCAGCUGGGAUCGCGCCACACACUGGCCUAGAUUAAAUAAGAUGAGGUACUUUGAAGUUCAGUAUGUAAUGAAAUCACUAGCAUGUUGUGUGAGACUCUGGGGAUCACACUCAGUCUUAUUCGGGUCUUCAGGCAUAGCCCGUUGUGAUAGCACAACAGUCACAUUUCGUCAAUUUGGGGUUUGGGUUUGGCGCAGGGGUUUGCAAAUGAGUUUACCUAGCAAACCCUAAAUUUGAUGUUUCUAUUUGUACAUUUUUUUGGAAAUUGAAAGCACUUGAUAAUGUUGACUUAACAACAGUCAACAUUACAACAAAGAUGAUUGGGGGACUGGAGGCCAAAGCAUAUAAGGAAAGGCUGCUGGAAUUGGGUAUGUCUAGUUUAAUGAAGAGAAGG